AUGUCUUACAAAGGAAUUAUAGCAAUAUUGGCCACAAUAGCAAACUUUUUGGUUCCAUGUUGCUACUCUGUUAACCGACAUUGCGAUUAUUACCAAUACAUAAAGCUCAAUCAACAAUUUAUCAUUCACAAUGCAGAAUAUCCAAGAUACUACGGUUCAAAAGUGAACUGCAGAUGGAUUGCAGAAGGACCUCCGGGCACGCAAAUUCAAUUGAACUGUAAGGACGUGCGAAUUCCAGAGUCCAGAGAAUGCGCUUACGAUCAUUUGGCUAUCGAUCAAUCCAGAGACACUUCCUUGAAAGACCCACCAACUUAUUGCGGGUCUGGUUCACUUUACAUAACUUCCGAUGAUAACGUCUUUACAGUUGGUAUGAAAAUUGUAUAUAUUGAAUAUAUAAUAUCAAGUAUGUACAAUUUCAGGGUUACGAUCUGCCAGAUUUACCAGAGGUGGAAGAUUUUAUUGCACCCUGACUGCAGUAGAAUCAACGAAACCUCCACUUUGCGAUUGUGGUUACAGACAAGAAAGGCGAAUCGUGGGUGGCGUGGAAACUGA
Molecule: messenger RNA, 552 nt
Organism: Nicrophorus vespilloides
Lineage: Eukaryota; Metazoa; Arthropoda; Insecta; Coleoptera; Silphidae
Exons: 4
Coding region: 1-552 (183 amino acids)
Source: RefSeq, a predicted model, not a curated record